AUGAAGAACACCGGUAGAGGCAGAAAUCUGGCGACUGAUGAUCAACGGGCUAAAGCUCUGUCUCCAACGCCUAGCACCAGGCAUAUCUCCACAAGGCGGUUGAAUCUUGAAAGAGAACCGUUGAAGAACAACCAAGAAAGUGAAUACCUCACCUUUGCGAACACACCAAUUGUGAGCGGCAAGCAGCGAAUCGAAUCAGAUCAUCUUUCUGAAGAGUCGAUUGUCGUUCUGCGCAUGACACCGAUGAUACCCACAGAGAGUAUCAAUCAUGUAUCUUCGAACAGUUUAAACCGAAGAGGACUGUCGUCAAAUAUACUGGCUACCUACGUUCCUGUUUCGGGCCAGGACACACCAGACUGGUGGGUUUUGCUUCCAUAUUAUUUGCCAAUCUUAUCUUGGAUAAGCCAAUACUGUAACGAGUUUUUUAUUGGAGACUUGAUAGGUGGAAUCUCGUUGGCCACCUUUCAGAUUCCUCUAGCCAUUUCAUAUUGUACAUCGCUAGCCAAGGUUCCUAUUACUUGCGGUUUAUACUCACUUGGUAUUUCUCCCUUGAUAUAUAUGCUCCUUGGUUCAGUUCCUCAAAUGAUUGUUGGCCCUGAAGCACCCAUAUCGUUGAUUGUUGGACAAACAGUAGAACCGAUACUCCAUCAUGCUAAAGAAUCUCUUGACCCUGUUGAGUAUGUGGUGGUGAUCACAUUCGUCAGUGGAGCAACGCUCCUCGGGUUUGGUUUGGGUCGGUUUGGCUUUUUGGAUAAUGUCUUGUGUGCGUGCCUAUUGAAAGGUUUCAUAUUCGGUGUUGGAAUUGUCAUGUUGAUCAAUUCUUCUAUUGAAAUGCUUGGUUUGACAUCUGUUUUAGAGCGAGUGAUCGAUGACCUGACAGAUAUGGAUAUUCACUCUCCAUUUGAUAAGCUCAAAUUUUUGAUGGCUCAUUUCCAUGAAUAUCAUGUGCUCACUUUGCAAAUCAGUUUGAUCGCCUUUGCAACUAUUAUGCUGAUCCGGCGACUCAAGGCUGUCGCAACGAAACUGAAAUCGAGAAUAGCACAGCACGCUGUUUAUUUUCCUGAAAUUUUGUUGGUCGUGGUGACUUCUACUAUACUCUGCCAAAAAUUUAAAUGGAACCACCUAGGAGUUGCAAUUGUUGGUUCUGUUGAUGAAGUCGACAGUACAAUCCCGAUUUACAAUCCUUUCUCGCUGACAAGCUUAUCCCUCAUUAAGAAACUAAGCUCGGCGGGAUUUGUGUGUGCAAUGUUGGGCUUUUUCGAAUCUACGACAGCUCUGAAGUCUUUGGGAUCUCGAUAUGAUUUGCCAAUUUCAUCCAACAGAGAACUUGUAGCGCUCGGAACUAUCAACGUGAUUGGAAGUAUUUUUGGGGCUCUUCCAGCGUUUGGAGGUUAUGGCAGAUCAAAGAUUAAUGCUAUAUCUGCAAGAACUACAACAUCAGGGGCAAUUAUGGGACUAAUUUCCCUAGCGACAGUGAGUUCAAUUUUGAAAUACUUGCACUACAUUCCCAAGUGUAUUCUAAGUGUGAUCACUGCUGUGAUUGGUAUAUCUUUGAUGAGUGAAGCUCCAUCAGAGAUUAUAUUCCAUUGGAGAAGUGGCGGACUUGAUGAAUUAAUCACCUUCGUUAUAACGGUUAUUACGACUCUAUUCUUUUCUAUGGAAGCAGGCAUUGCAGUCGGAUUGGUGUAUCUGUUGAUCAGAGUCAUUAGAAAUUCCGCUGAAUCUAACAUUCAGAUUUUGGGAAGGGUGCCUGGAACUAAUACGUUCUUGGAUGCUGACCUUGCAAACCUUGAUCAGGCAGAUGAAGAUGAUGCCUAUAGGCGACAAUGCUCCGGUCUCGGUGGUUUUGAGAAGAAAGCUUCACAAUUGAACUUAUUUACUGACAACUUUCGGCUUCUAAAUUUCCUGGCUUUAGAAGAAAUCGAAGGUUGCUUGAUCAUAAAAAUUCCGGAGCCGUUAAAAUUCACGAAUGCUAGUGACCUUAGAUCCAGAUUGAUGCGCGUGGAAUUGUAUGGUUCGACCAAGGCGCACCCAGCACUGAGGCGAAGCAGAGAUGAAUCCAUGACUAAGUAUAUGAUUUUUGAUCUUGAGGGAAUGACUUCUAUUGACUCUUCUGCUGCGCAGAUAUUAAAACAAUCCUUAUUGGCUUAUCAAAGAAGAAAUAUUCGAACAUUUUUCAUUCGUGUUAGCAAGAAUCGUCGGUUAAGGAACAGGUUAAGAGAUACAGGCAUAACAGACAUAUUGCGUUCAGAUUUGAGAGAUAUUAAAUAUUUCGAGAUGAGGACGCAUAGCAGUUGGAGCAGAUUUAUGGGAAAUGCUGAACAUUUUAAUAAUAACAUUGAUGAUGUGUUGGACAACAGUUACAAUAACCGUGCCAUCGGAAGUUCGAGUGACCCAUUUUCUGGGAUGACCGAGAGUUCUUCGUCGCCAUAUUUUGAGCAUAUUAGAGGAGCUCUUAAGGUGAUUGACUUUUACGAACAACAUUACCUUGAUCGAACAAACUCUGUAUAG
Sungouiella intermedia is the source of this 2511-nucleotide messenger RNA. The record is from the annotation of a GenBank genome assembly. NCBI's taxonomy places the organism in Eukaryota, Fungi, Ascomycota, Pichiomycetes, Serinales, Metschnikowiaceae.